AUGGCCGCCGUCCGCAUCGCACCCACGCGUGCCGCCCGCGCUACGAGCCUUCUGCGCACCAUCCAGUACACGCACCCGCCGAAUUGUCCCUGCCACAGCAACCCCGCUCAUCACCACCACCACCCGUCCUCGGCUCACCAGUUGCUCUCGUCGGCGCAGCAGUACGGCGCGCGUCACAAUGGCGGCGCCCGCCGCAGCUUCGCCACCCCACUUGACACGUCGCAACAGAAAGAGUAUGCUUUCGAGAUGGCUGCAAGCUCAAUUCGCUUCGGCCCGGGUUGCACCAAGGAGGUGGGCAUGGACUUCACCAACAUGGGCGCCAAGAAGGUCAUGGUCGUGACGGACAAGACGGUGCGGAAGCUGGACGCCAUGAAGCAGGUCCAGGAGGGCUUGGAGAAGGAGGGCAUCGCAUUCGAAGUCUUCGAUGGGACGAGGGUGGAGCCUAAGGAUAGCUCGAUAAAGGAGGCGAUUGCGUUCGCGAAGCCGUAUCAGGCCGAUGCUUUCCUGGCGGUAGGAGGCGGAUCCGUCAUUGACACGGCAAAGCUCAUGAACCUUUACACUUCCUUCCCGGAGGCUGAUUUCCUCGACUUCGUGAACGCCCCGCUCGGCCGCGGCAAGCCCAUCACCUCCAAGCUGAAGCCCCUCAUCGCCGUCCCCACGACCGCCGGAACCGGUUCAGAAACCACCGGCACCGCCAUCUUCGAUCUGGUCUCCAAAAAGGCCAAGACGGGCAUCGCGCACCGCAACCUCAAGCCCACCCUCGGCAUCUGCGACCCGAUAAACACGCGCACCAUGCCGUCAGCCGUCCACGCCUCCUCCGGCCUCGACGUGCUCUGCCACGCGCUGGAAUCCUGGACCGCAAUCCCGUACCACGAGCGGGUCCCGCGGCCGUCGAACCCGAUCAACCGGCCCGCGUACCAGGGCGCCAACCCCAUCUCCGACAUCUUCUCGCUCCAGGCGCUGCGCAGCACGGUCAAGUACCUCCCGCGCGCGGUGCGCGACCCGGACGACUGGGAGGCGCAGGAGCAGAUGCUGCUGGCCGCCACCCUCGCCGGCGUCGGCUUCGGCAACGCCGGCGUGCACCUCUGCCACGGCAUGAGCUACCCCAUCUCGGGCCAGAACCCGUCGGGCUACCGCCACGCCGGCUACCAGGUCGACGCGCCCAUCAUCCCGCACGGCGUCUCCGUCGCCGUCACCGCCCCCGCCGUCUUCCGCUUCACCGGCGCCUCCAACCCCGAGCGCCACCUCGCCGCCGCCGAGGCGUUCGGCGUCGACGUGAGCAACGUCAAGCGCGAGAACGCGGGAGAGGUGCUGGCGGACGCGCUGGCCGAGUUCCUCGUCGGCUUGGGCGAUCAGCCGCGCGGGCUGAAGGCGCUGGGGUUCGCGAGGGGGGACGUCGAUGCGUUGGUGGAGGGGACCAUUCCGCAGGCGCGCGUGCUGAUGCUGGCGCCGAGCUUGGAGAUGAGCGAGGUGGAGAGGGAGAGGGAGCAGUUGAGGGGGUUGUUUGAGGAGGCGAUGGAGUAUUGA
This is a messenger RNA of Diplodia corticola, 1527 nucleotides long. Its product is annotated as hydroxyacid-oxoacid transhydrogenase. NCBI's taxonomy places the organism in Eukaryota, Fungi, Ascomycota, Dothideomycetes, Botryosphaeriales, Botryosphaeriaceae. Gene Ontology annotation, molecular function: metal ion binding; alcohol dehydrogenase (NAD+) activity. Gene Ontology annotation, cellular component: mitochondrion. The transcript is spliced from 3 exons. The record is from RefSeq and is a predicted model, not a curated record. The coding region runs from base 1 to 1527 and encodes 508 amino acids.